Drosophila elegans is the source of this 1476-nucleotide messenger RNA. It is a transcript of the gene FMRFa, whose product is annotated as FMRFamide-related peptides. The record is from RefSeq and is a predicted model, not a curated record. Lineage: Eukaryota; Metazoa; Arthropoda; Insecta; Diptera; Drosophilidae. Gene Ontology annotation, biological process: neuropeptide signaling pathway. Bases 100 to 1188 code for a protein of 362 amino acids. The transcript is spliced from 2 exons.
CCACAUUCGAGCGGGCAACAAGUGUGUGUGUUUGCGAGCAAAAGAAUCCCUUUUCCCGACCAUUCAUCCUAGUUCCUAGUAGAGGGACAACACUCAAAGAUGGGCAUUGCCUUGAUGUUCCUGCUGGCCCUGUACCAGAUGCAGUCGGCCAUCCACAGCGAGAUCAUCGACACGCCCACUUACGGGGGCAACGCGCUGCUGCAGGAGGCGGACUCUGAGGCGAGUCCGGCGCAGGACUCCACCAAUGACCUGGUGGAUGCCCUGCUCGGUAGCAGCGAUCAGGGCGAGCGGGCGGAACUGGAGUUCCGUCACCCCAUCUCCGUGAUUGGCAUCGACUACACCAAGAAUGCGGUGCUGCUGCGCUUCCAGAAGCACAGUCGCCGGCCGCGCUACAAGUUCGAUCCGGAACUUGAGGCCAAGCGAAGGUCCGUGCAGGACAACUUCAUGCACUUUGGCAAGCGGCAGGCGGAGCAACUACCUCCGGAGGGCACAUACGGUGACUCUGGCGAGCAGGAGGGCAUGGCCAAGCGGUCCAACAUGGAUCGAUAUGGCCGGGAUCCCAAGCAGGACUUUAUGAGAUUCGGUAGGGAUCCAAAGCAGGAUUUCAUGAGAUUCGGUAGGGAUCCAAAGCAAGAUUUCAUGAGGUUUGGUAGGGAUCCCAAGCAGGAUUUCAUGAGGUUUGGCAGGGAUCCCAAGCAGGAUUUCAUGAGAUUUGGACGCACUCCAGCGGAGGAUUUCAUGAGAUUUGGACGCACUCCAGCGGAGGAUUUCAUGAGGUUUGGACGCUCGGACAACUUCAUGCGCUUCGGGCGCAGUCCACACGAGGAGCUACGCAGUCCCAAACAGGACUUCAUGCGAUUCGGUCGACCCGACAACUUUAUGCGCUUUGGUCGCUCUGCUCCGCAGGAUUUCGUACGUUCCGGGAAGAUGGACUCGAACUUCAUUCGCUUCGGCAAGAGGGUGAAGCCAACGCUUCCCGAAGCCAAUCAAACCAAGUCGGGUAAGUCGGAGAAGUCGGACAAGCCGGGCGACAGGAGUCCCGUGGACAAGGCCAUGACGGAGCUGUUCAAGAAACAAGAGCUGCACGAUCAGCAGGUUAAGAGCGGCGAACAGACGACCUCCUCGGCGGACGAGGGCAGCCUGGAGCAGGAGCCGGAGCAGGAGCAGGAGCAGUUCUUCGGCCAGUGAAGAUCAGAGUUCCGAUGGCGCCAUUCCUUGUAAAUAGAUAACGACAAACGAGCACACGAUUCGUAACUGAUAUACGUACUAUACUAUAUGUUACAUCCCACUCCCCACACGAACUCCCGACAAAUGCCUAAACUAUGAAUUUUUAAUGGGGGCUGGAUUAAAAAUUCACCACGCUUUGAAGUUCUUACCCAUAAAUAUAUGUACCUAGCGUAAUUUCGAAUGCAUUGAGAAAAGGUGUGAAAAAAAAAGUAUUUUGCCAAAGUUCCAAAUAAAGAUUGCUCUACUGUA